Messenger RNA from Hippocampus zosterae (dwarf seahorse), 2550 nucleotides. RefSeq names its product B-cell receptor CD22-like. The record is from RefSeq and is a predicted model, not a curated record. Bases 109 to 2217 code for a protein of 702 amino acids. Lineage: Eukaryota; Metazoa; Chordata; Actinopteri; Syngnathiformes; Syngnathidae. The transcript has 12 exons.
UGCGCGUCAGUGAGGAAACAGGAAGAGACCGAACUCUCACUCUCUUAAUUCUUCUUCGCAGAGACACGGCGACGAGAGGCGAGCAUCAGAUCCAAAUAAGCAGCAAACAUGAGCUGGACUCCGCAAAAGGCAAUCGUCAUCUGCGCCGUCUUGCUCUCCAACGUACAAGCGUUGGAGACAAAUGACUGGGGAGGAAUUUAUGAUGUGACGACCAUCUGCGGCCUCAGAGGAAGCUCAGUGGAGCUCGUGUGCACGUUCUGGUACCCGCAAAGAAAAAACGCUCGCGUGAAGACUUUGUGGUUCACCAAAGGGAACAAUCACAAGCCGGAAGAUUUGCGAUCGGACCCUCAGAACGCCGGUCGUCUGCGCUUUGACUGCCAAGACAACAAGUGCCGUUUGUCAAUCAGCCAGUUGAGGGAAAGCGACGCCGGCCAGUACAAAUUCAGAUUUGUCACGAAUGGAAACGGCUACACCGUCAAGCCUGGAGUCACUCUGACUGUCACUGAUCUCAGUGUACAAUUUGAGAAAGCACUGACAUGUGUCAACAAAUGCGAUCUGGACACUGGCACUUCAUACAUCUGGUACAAGGAUGGACAAGAAAUCCCAAACGCAAACUCUUAUUCGUAUCUACAGCUAAACGAUCCUCGGGGCCUCACGUUGGACGAUCGCUACAAGGCUCGUGUACAACUCAUUGAAAAUUUGGAAGGACAAUCGACUCUGAGAAUCAACAACUUGACGGAGAGCGAUUCUGCGGAUUACCGCUUCGGAUUCACCACAAAAACGUUUGCCUGGACGAGUACUUUGCCCGGAACCAUUUUGACCGUCGCGGUUGUGCAGGUGCAGGUGGUGCUCGUCAAGGUGAAUGACUUUAACGUCACCGCUCAGCUAUUGUGCCUCUUGAGCUGCAGCCCGCCAUCUCCUUUGUCUUUCUGCUGGUCGCGGAACGGACGGCCGGUGGGCCAAUGUGCCCCAUCCCAGAUGGACAAACCCCAAAGAGUUACUUUAAAUCCUGGCCAAUACGUCAGCUGUGCGGUGGAAGGAUAUCCGCUCGCCGUCUCUGCUCAGCUGUAUGCUCCGAUGACCCCCUCAGUGUUGCUGAGUGAUCCAGGUGAAAUAGUGGAGGGCGAUCCGCUGAUCCUGACCUGCAGAACCGACCCUGCGAUAUCAUGUCGACACCGAUGGUUUAAGAAGAUCAGAAACGCUGGCAGUCUAGAAAUAAGUCAUGGGGAACAACUGGUCUUCAAUGCUACCAAAUCUUCAGACUCAGGCAAUUAUUUUUGUACUGCGGAGAACGAGCUGGGGGCGAGGACGUCACAACCCGUCCGAGUCGACGUGAAAUAUGCUCCGAGGAACUGCUCCUUGCUGGUGCGUCCCUCCAAAUUCCCCCGGGAGGGCCAGUCCGUGACUCUGACCUGCAGCAGUAACGCGAAGCCGGAGCCGAGCUACACGUUGUACAAGGACGACCGACCCGUGCGCCUGGAAUCGGGAGGAAUUUACCGCUUCAUCUCCAUCCGCCCACAAGAUGCCGGACGCUUCUACUGCAAGGCCCGCAAUGAAUAUGGAGACGCCAACUCUUCAGAAGUGGUCAUUGAAGUCAGGUAUGGUCCUCGGCCUCCGGAGGUCUCAGCGAAAGGCUCCGACGAUAUCGGCCCCGGCUCUUGGGUCAGUCUGACGUGUAGCAGUGAUGCUAAGCCCAGCGCUAGCUACGCUUGGUACAAGGCCACCGAGGAGCCUCCCUUAACCACGGUGGCCGUCUACAACAUCAGCGACUACCAAGAAAAGGAUGCCGGCGAGUAUCGCUGUGUCGCCCGCAACGUGUUGGGAAGCCGCAACGCCACCCUGUGGCUCCCCCCCUCGGCCAGUUCACUGACCGUGGCCAUCGUGCGUUAUGUCGCGCCCGGCGGCGCGCUACUCGUCCUGCUUCUCGUAGCCGUUGUGCUGCUCAGGAAAAAGAUGACAUCAAUAGCUCAGCCAAACGCGAGUUCAGAUGGAAGCAGAGGUCCUGCGGACGACCCGGUGUACUCGACGGUGACUUUCUCCAAACAACCUCACAUUUACUCCAACGUCGUCGAGGCCCGGAGGCGCACGGGCGAGGAUCAGGACGAGGAUGUGGAGUACAGCCUCGUCAACUGCGACGGCCACGCCUUAAAGCUGAAGACUCAAGAGGAUGCCGGCGCGAGCGAGCUGUACAGCGCCGUGCAGAAAAGACGCAUUUGACCUCAGGGACGGAUCACCUGUUGACCUGAUGUUUGUGGCACAGCCAAAAAGUCCAAUUUUUUUUUUUUUGGACAAAUUUUUUAAGCCUUGAUAGCGAUGCAUUUAGUUAAUACAAAAUUUGAGAAAUUAGAUUAAAAAAAUACAGAUAUACUGUAUUUUGUUUACUUUUACAGAAAAAAACAGCAAAUUUUCUGCCCAAAUACAGAUACUAUAGGAAAAAAAUACUUUUUAGAACAAUUUUAAGACCUUCAUUUUUUUUUUUUUUACAGAGAAUUUUGGUAAAUUCACAAUUUUUUACUUUUGGAAAUAAUGACCUCAUGUGUCUGUUUUUUU